UCGCAGGUCGCGAGAGAGAGAGAGAGAGAGAGGCGCGCUGUGCGGUUUACCUGCAGAGACGUUUCCCACAACCCAGCGGCUUUUGAACCUCCGCUUUGCCCCGAACUUUGCAGAGUGGGGAGGGGGGCCGCUUCUCUGGCUCGGCUCGGGAGGGGAGGGGAGGGGAGGGGAAGGGAAGGGAGGUCAGCAUGGUUGGCACGGACCCGCGCUGCUUGAAGGCUGCGGCGGGGCUUCCACUCGGGUCCGCCGGAGAAGCCGCUGCUCCCCAGAGGUUCCAGCCUGGGAUCUAAUCGGCCGAGGCUUUGCUUCGUUUGCUUCUCUGCCUGCAACCCCCUCCCCAACACACCUCCUCCCCACCCACCCCCGGCGCGCAGAUUUCCUUUUUUUUUAUAUGGCUCAACUCCCUCCGGUCUUCCUAGAACAUGCACAGAAACUCCCGCAAGUGGAUUUUCUACGUGUUUCUCUGCUUUGGAGUCCUGUACGUCAAAUUAGGAGCGUUGUCAUCGGUGGUGGCUUUGGGGGCAAACAUCAUCUGCAACAAGAUUCCAGGCUUGGCGCCACGGCAGCGAGCGAUUUGCCAGAGCCGCCCUGAUGCCAUCAUAGUCAUUGGAGAAGGGGCCCAGAUGGGAAUCAAUGAAUGUCAGUACCAGUUCCGAUAUGGCAGGUGGAACUGCUCAGCACUGGGAGAGAAGACGGUCUUCGGUCAAGAGCUUCGAGUAGGAAGCAGAGAAGCCGCCUUCACCUAUGCCAUCACUGCCGCUGGCGUUGCCCACGCAAUCACGGCUGCCUGCAGCCAGGGAAACCUCAGCAGUUGUGGUUGUGACAGAGAGAAACAAGGUUAUUACAACCAGGAGGAAGGCUGGAAGUGGGGAGGCUGUUCAGCUGAUAUCAGAUACGGCAUCGACUUCUCCAGGAGGUUUGUCGACGCCAGAGAAAUUCGAAAGAGCGCUCGGAGGCUGAUGAAUCUGCACAAUAAUGAAGCUGGAAGAAAGGUGCUUGAAGGACGGAUGAAACUGGAGUGCAAAUGCCACGGCGUUUCUGGUUCCUGCACCACGAAGACUUGUUGGACUACACUACCCAAAUUCCGAGAGAUUGGAUAUAUUUUAAAAGAGAAAUAUAACGCUGCGGUGCAAGUGGAAGUGGUCCGGGCCAGCCGGCUUCGGCAACCAACCUUCCUGAAGAUCAAACAGAUCAGAAGCUACCAGAAGCCAAUGGAGACCGAUUUGGUCUACAUCGACAAAUCACCGAAUUACUGUGAAGAGGAUGCUUCAACAGGGAGUGUGGGGACCCAGGGCAGGCUCUGCAACCGUACGUCCCUCGGGGCGGACGGCUGUGGCAUGAUGUGCUGCGGAAGGGGCUACAACACUCACCAGUACACCAAGGUGUGGCAGUGCAACUGCAAGUUCCACUGGUGUUGCUUUGUGAAAUGCAACACCUGCAGCGAACGGACAGAAGUGUUCACUUGCAAGUAACCUGAAGAGGGAGCAACCUGAAGAUGGACACAACCACCACUUGGUAGUGUGGAACAAAAUAACUACAGCAUCAUUUUGCACAUUUUUCUUUCUUUCUUUCUUUUCCUUUUUUUUUGGGGGGUGGGGGGUGGGAAGGGGGUAGAACCAAUCUCUUUAUUUGUUUCUUACUAACACAGUUGGAAGAACGAUGCAUAAUCUGCUGGCUAGAGUUGCUUUGAUUCCAUUAGUCCAAGGGACCCUGGGAUGGGAUGAUGGAUUAGGAUGAUGUUAUUCAAGGUGAGCAAUUUUUUUCCUUUUGAUUCCUCCUCCCCUUGCCCACUGCAGUCUGAGGUGUUGUAGAGUUUUACUCUUAGAUUAAGUUAUACAUACAAUAUGAACGAUAGACACAGGUUCCAGAAGGAGAUUUUUAAAUUCAGAAUGAGCGUGAAGAUGCCCAAUGGAGACUUUUUUUUUUUCCUAUUUAAAAAAAAAAGGACAAAAAAUAGAAUAGAGGAAUUAAGAUGUUAAGUACAAAACUAAGAUUCCGACAGUGUUGUUUCAACACUUACUUCUGAAAAAGAAAGGGAAUAAAAUAGGGGGAAAGGGUAGCAUCUAAGACAAAUGAAAUACGGGGUUGGGAGGAACUUCGGGGAUGGAUUCAUAGAUAAAAUAAAAGAGGAAAUUCUGACAGCUCCCAGUAACACUGGAACCUUUUGAAUGGACAUUUCAGCAGGAAAAAAUUUUUUUCCUCUUAUUUAUGUUUUUAAUAUUAUCAAAACUCUCUAAGCACUAACGGGUAGCCAUGCCUUUACUUUGAACUAAAUGUAAAAUUACUGGAGCUCUGACUUCUUUGAUUUUGAAUUUUGGGAACUUGGUGCUCCCCGACGUUUUUCAAUGCUACUGAUUUCACGGCACUCCACUGUUAACCAGAGUUCUGUCCUUGGACCAGAGGAUCCUUCAGGAGGGAGGAAAAACAACCUGACAGUGUAAAAUGGUGAUUGAAAAAGCGGGUGGGUGGCUUGGCUUCUCACUUGUUUCGCUAUCGACCGCUGGGGCCAAAUAGCAAUCGCGUCACGGAAUGGGCUCAACAACUCGCGGUGGCCAAGUCACUACAGCCAAGUCUCCUUAGGACAAAUCGCUGCAGGACAAUUUAGCAAUUCGAUUUAAUUAUUUAAAAUAAAUAAAUGAUUUCUUUUUUUUAAAUUUUUGUCAUUCGCAUUUCAUUUCGUCCCUCCUUUUGCAUACUUCCUUGAAUGGUUCUGUUCCACCAUUUCUGUGAUAUUAGUGUAACUCUUGUCCUGCAGCGAGUUGUCCUGUGAUGGGUUGGUCAUGGCCAGUGGUGGGAUUCAAUUUUUUUUUUUUUACUACCCGGUUCUGUGGGCAUGGCUUGGUGGGCGUGGCCAGGGGGUGUGACAGGCAGCACUCGGCCUCCUGAAACCACCUAGGAGCAAAAAUGGGACAAGGGAGGGGAUAUGCCCCCCUGUGCCCCGUUUUGAGUCUAGGAGGCUUCCCUGAAGCCUCCUGGGAAUCAAAAUGGGGUAUGUGGGGCCAGCCAGCAAUUUAACUACCAGUUUGCCCGAACUGGCUGAAUCCCAUCACUGGUCAUGGCUAGUUGUCCUGAAGCGUGUUGGCUACAGCAAAUUGGCCAUGGUGAGUUGGCUAUGGCGAGUUGACCAUGGCGAAUUGUCAUAGACCCCUCCCUUGCUGAUGCUAGACGAAGAUGAGCAGGGAUAUAUCCACAUAGGGGAGGGGGCUUCAAAAAAGUCAAACAGCAAGCAAGAUGGCAACCAUGGUCCUGUGUCAUCUUGAUUUUCCUGAGGAUAAAUUAAGCCUUACACAAAUUUAUUGCUUUAUGGGGAGGUGUAUUUGGAGGAUUCCUUUCCUGAAGGUACCUUUCACUGUUUAUGUCAUUUUUCUAGGUCUGUGUGACCCAUCUCAGUUGAAUGGGACUUUGUACAAAACUGUUACAUGGCGCUCAAAUUUCUCUUCCAAUCUUCUGCAAAGCACUGAGGGUCCUCGUAGAUUAUGGAGAUGUAUUAGGGAGGAAGAUCUUUGUAUAACAGUUGCUUAAUACCGGAAACAAAUCUACAGUUUAUCCAACAAUUGAUGAGACUUCAGUGGUGGGGGAGGGGAAAGAGCUUCCUUUUGUUUGUGGGCCAUGAGUCACCAAAUUUGGUGACUUCUGGAGAUGAGGAAUGACCUCCAUUGAACAUUAUGUUAUGAGGAUGAUCAGAAACAUCAAAAUGGCAUUACAACUGCACGAUUGAACUCCUGCCCCUUUUUGAUAUGGGAUACAUUUCACGUAAAAAAGAGUCCAAGCUUCCAUUGCGUCAUGGCAGCCACAAGCGUGACCUAUUGACCCAUUCAGGUUCCCUAACAAACAUAUAUAGAGAGAGAUUUCCAACUCUCCAUUUUGAAAAUAGGGUCUGGUGCAGAGGUGGUAUUCAGCUGGUUCGGACCGGUUUAUCUGAACCGGUAGCAGAAAUCAUGGUGGCCCCGCCUAUCUGCCCCAGCUCUAUGCUAUCCUAUUUAGGUACGUUUUUGAGGCUGGGCGCAUGCAUGAAGGCGCGUUUGCCAGCAAAGUGGAUGCGCGGAAGGCCGGGCACAUGCAUGCGCUCACAUUUGCGAACCGGUAGGAAUGAUAAGUGAAUACCACCCCUGGUCUGGUGCAAGAUACACCCCAGACUAUUUGCUUCAACUCUUCUCACUAAAUGCCAAUCCAGUUUGGACUGUUUGAUGGACAGCUACUCCCUUAAUGUAACUGGUUCUCUGGGGUCUUUCUGCCCUCACAUGCCUCGUGAUUCUAAUUAUUCCCUUUUUCAGCCCCUGCCGGCAAUCACAGUUGGUAUGAACAAGGAUGCAGAGCAGUUUCACACACACACGCACGCACAAUGGCAUUACAAUAUCCUCGAAUUGUGGUGUCGAAUCUACUGCAGUGCUGAGGAUGCAUGAAAAAAAAACAACCCGUCUCAUCCGUUCUCCUACGCCAACGUUUCUCAACUUCGGCAAUUUGAAAAUGGGUGGAUUUCAACCCCCAGAAUUCCCCACUCAGCUAUUCUGGGGAAUUCUGGGAGUUGAAGUCCACCCAUUGUCAAAUUGACGUGGUUGAGAAACACUGUCCCGCUCAGUUCACUACAAAUUUCUUACCGAAAAACGCCUGGUAUUUUUCUCUCCUAGCAUAUAAACCCCAAUUCGACAUUCAGUCGCGACUCAUCCAUUGUGUGUAAGCAUGGCUGAAUUGCCAGUAACUCAGAGGAAGGGGCAUUUUUCGCAGUGUUAGCAUUAUUCGGCAAUGGCCUUUUCUUAUUGUUUCAUAAUUUCCAGGUUUAGACAGGCUUUUUAUUGGCUCUUUGGAAGAGAUUAACAUGCUAACCCCAUGCCAGGAAAGUAGUGUAAACAACAGUGGUUGAAGCACAUGUUGCAGCUGCCGAUGACUCAGUCGCACACUAGAACAAGCUAAUACAAGGCUGGUGUAUUCGUCUGAGUUAUUUUUAGUGACACAAUUAAUCUAACAAACGUUGACAGCAUUAAACCAUCCUUUUGCUUCCUAACAGACCUCUUUGUAUAUUGCUUUCUUUUUUGUUUUAAGGCAUAUUCUUAAAACAAUACGGCAGGCGAUACAAAAAGGGUGUGCUUGUAAACACGUAUGUUCUCCUAAGCAAGGGAUGGAACUGGUAGUCAAGCCUCAGCAAACUUGAAAGUGUGACAUUAAAUCACAUUGUUUAAGUCUUAAGCAAGUAGCUGCUACCGAAACUUCCUGCCUGGCGUGGGUGUCAUGGUGCUCAUCUCCCAUUUCAAAGCUGAAGAGCCAAGGCUGUAUGAAGAUGUGUCCGUGGUCAUGUGGCCAGCAUGACUAAACGCCAAAGGCGCACGGAACACCAGCUGGGACAAGUCACGGGAGCUCACCCCGUUAGGCGGUGCUAGGGAUUUGAACCACCAAACUGCCUACCUGUCCGAUCGACAAGCUCAGCGUCUUAGCCACUGAGCCAUGUGUGGGGGGGAAGCAGGAGGGGAACCUCAAUCAUCCAGUUGCAGCCUCCAUCUUGACUUAUUUGUCAGAUGCACCCCGGGAAUAAGUUCAGGAAGUUGUGGUUGGGAUCACUCAAUAUAAAACCUUGUGGCUUCAAAGAUGAUGUGUGGUUUUGGUUUUCAUCUUCCAGAGUUGAUAGGCACAGAUCAGUGCUUUCCAACAAUUCAUUUAGUUCUUUGUGAAUGUACAGUUAGAUAAGCCGACCGUAUCUAUUUGAUCAGGAUAAUUUUGAUACUUUCUGUCCCCAGAUUGAUGGAAUGUAUGGAUCAGAGGGGGCAUCUGGUAGGAUGUCAUACACCAUAUGUGUAUACACCAUACACCAACAGCAAAUGUGUUUCUAGAACAGGGGUCUCCA
Ahaetulla prasina is the source of this 5836-nucleotide messenger RNA. RefSeq names its product Wnt family member 7B (gene WNT7B). The transcript has 4 exons. Gene Ontology annotation, molecular function: cytokine activity; frizzled binding. Lineage: Eukaryota; Metazoa; Chordata; Lepidosauria; Squamata; Colubridae. The record is from RefSeq and is a predicted model, not a curated record. Gene Ontology annotation, cellular component: extracellular region. Gene Ontology annotation, biological process: positive regulation of JNK cascade; multicellular organism development; cell fate commitment. Bases 423 to 1472 code for a protein of 349 amino acids.